Messenger RNA from Clunio marinus, 1107 nucleotides. Lineage: Eukaryota; Metazoa; Arthropoda; Insecta; Diptera; Chironomidae. The record is from the annotation of a GenBank genome assembly.
UAUAUACCGUCAUAACAAAAAAGUAAUUUGUAAGAAAUAUUAUUCAAUUCACAAAUUGUCGUGUUGUUACAGUGAAGAAAAAUAUUCAAACAGCGAUUUAGUACUAUAAUUAUUUAGCGGUAUUCAAAAAUGGCUCGUCGAUAUGAUUCAAGAACUACAAUCUUCUCUCCAGAAGGUCGUCUUUACCAAGUUGAGUAUGCGAUGGAAGCUAUUUCGCAUGCUGGAACUUGUUUAGGAAUUCUUGCAAAGGACGGAAUCUUAUUGGCAGCUGAACGUAGAAAUAUCAACAAGCUUCUCGACAAUUGUAUCUUUUCUGAAAAGAUUUACAGAUUGAACGAAGACAUGGUCUGUUCAGUUGCUGGAAUAACAUCAGAUGCUAACGUUCUCACAAAUGAAUUACGAAUCAUCGCUCAACGUUAUCAAUUGCAAUACGAUGAACCAAUUCCAGUUGAGCAGUUAGUGUCAACUUUGUGUGAUGUGAAACAAGCUUACACUCAAUAUGGUGGAAAACGUCCAUUUGGUGUUUCAAUCUUAUAUAUGGGAUGGGACAAGCAUUAUGGAUAUCAGUUGUACCAAUCAGAUCCAAGUGGAAAUUACAGUGGCUGGAAAGCAACUUGUAUCGGAAAUAAUGCGGCAGCAGCCGUGUCCGUCUUAAAACAAGAAUUAAAUGAAACUCCAAUUACAUUGGCACAAGCUGAAGAUUUGGCCAUAAAAGUUCUCAGUAAAACUCUCGACAUGACUAAAUUAACUUCAGAAAAGAUUGAAAUGUCGACUCUUACACGUGAUGAAAAACAAACAAAAAUCAAAGUUCUCACUAAUAAGGAAGUUGAUGGUUUGAUUUCCAAGUAUGAGAAGAUUCAAGCUGAGGAGGAAGCUGCAAAGAAAGAAAAACUUGCUCAGCAACAGCAAAAAUCUUAAAUUUUUGGUUCAGGAAUCUUUUUUUCUUUUUUUGUUUUAAAAUUCAAAUUCAAUAAAACAUUAUAAAUCACUCAACACUGUAUUUAAAUAUUGUACAAAUAAUGUCGGUGCCUUAACGAGAUCGCCUGCAGUGUCUAAAUGUUGUUUGCUGUAGUUGAGGUAUUGUCGUCGCAUGCGAUUGAGUUGACU